AAGCGCUUAGUUUGGAAAACUCCGCCAAAGCCAUUUUGACUUAAUGUUGACCAAUAGAAGUGUGUGCGUUUGUUAUACUCACAUGUUGAAUCUUCGGAGAUAAUGUUUUUGGUGACGUAGAUUUCAAUAUAUAAAAUAAACACCGCAAAAAACUUCUCGUUUGUUAUUGCAUAUGAACAUGGCGAAUAUUACAUUGGAUAAAGAAGCGUUUUACAGGCGCAUGAAACGACUUUAUGCUGCUUGGAAGGAUUCUGAUAAUGGGAUUGAUGAAGUGUACAAGAAGAUGGAUGCUCUUGUGUCAGCUGUGGGGGUGGAUGAAGAAAUUGUGUACAGCAAGUCAACAGCAAUACAGACAUGGCUGUUUGGGUAUGAGCUUACAGACACCAUUAUGGUACUUGCUGAAAAUGCAAUUCAUUUCCUGGCAAGCAAGAAAAAGAUUGAGUUUUUGCGUAAAGUAGAAAAUGGCAAAGAUGAAAAUAGUGUUCCACCAGUGAAAUUGCAUACUCGUGACCGAAGUGACGAGGAUAAAGCAAAUUUUGAGAAGCUAAUCAAUGCCAUAAAAGGUAGUCGAAAAGGAAAGACGCUGGGAGUAUUUCCAAAAGAAAACUAUCCAGGUCCUUUUAUGGAUGCAUGGAGAAAUGCCUUGAAAAAAGAACAGUUUGAUACUGUUGAUGUCAGUGCUGCAGUGGCAUAUAUAAUGGCUCCAAAGGAAGACUCAGAACUAGUUACCAUGAAGAAAGCUUGUCUUGUGUCAGUUGAUGUUUUCAAUAAGUACCUGAAAGAUCAAAUUAUGGAAAUCAUUGAUGCUGACAAGAAAGUGAAGCAUUCAAAACUUGCUGAGGGUGUGGAAGCAGCAAUUACAGACAAGAAGUAUGUCACUGGUGUCGACACUAGUCAAGUGGAUAUGUGCUAUCCUGCCAUUAUUCAGAGUGGUGGCAAUUACAACCUGAAGUUCAGUGUUGUCAGUGAUAAAAACACACUGCAUUUUGGUGCAAUUGUUUGUUCCUUGGGAGCACGGUAUCGCAGUUACUGUUCAAAUAUUGUGCGGACUUUGCUUGUCAAUCCAAGUGAAACUGUACAGGAUAAUUACAAUUUGCUGGCGUUAGAAGAAGAACUCCUGAAGCUAAUGACAGCUGGAACCAAGAUAAGUGCAGUUUAUGAAGCUGGUGUGGAGUAUGUAAAACGAGAAAAACCGGCUGUUCUUGAUCAUCUGACAAAAAAUUUUGGGUUUGCCACAGGCAUAGAGUUUCGGGAGAGUUCACUUUUGAUUGGCCCAAAAACAACAACAGUAUUAAAGAAAGGAAUGAUUUUUAAUGUAAAUGUUGGUCUUUCUGGAUUAGAGAAUAAAGAUGCUCAAGACAAGGAAGGAAAAGUAUAUGCACUCUUCAUUGGAGACACAGUUCUUAUAAAUGAUGGCCAGCCGGCAACAGUGUUGACAGCAUCAAAGAAAAAAAUUAAAAAUGUGGGUAUAUUUGUCAAAGAUGAAGAAGAAGAGGAAGAGGAAGAAGAAAAAGAAGAAGAUAAGAAACCUGAAAUACUGGACCGUGCCCGACGCACAGCUGUACUUGAUUCAAAACUUAGAUCUGAGCAAAGUUCAGAAGAAAAGCGUAGAGAGCAUCAGAAAGAACUUGCAUUACAGUUGAAUGAAGCGGCUAGAGCUCGUCUUGCUCAACAGUCAGGUGGCAAGGAACAGGAGAAAGUACGAAAGUCAACAGUAUCUUAUAAGAGCCACAGUCAGUUGCCCCGUACAGAGCCUGAAGUGAAGGAACUGAAGAUUUUUGUUGAUCGAAAAUACGAAACUGUCAUACUACCUGUAUUUGGAAUUCCUGUACCUUUCCAUAUCUCAACAAUCAAGAAUAUUUCACAGUCAGUUGAAGGAGACUACACGUACCUGCGAAUAAAUUUUUUCCAUCCUGGUGCAACUAUGGGCCGUAAUGAGGGUGGCACUUACCCACAACCUGAUGCUACAUUUGUGAAAGAAGUGACAUACCGUAGCACCAAUGUCAAAGAAGCUGGAGAGCUGUCAGCACCCUCUUCGAAUCUCAGCACUGCUUUUAGGUUAAUAAAAGAAGUUCAGAAAAAGUUCAAAAAUCGUGAGGCUGAAGAACGUGAGAAGGAAGACCUUGUAAAGCAGGAUACACUUAUUCUAUCCCAGAAUAAGGGCAAUCCGAAACUGAAGGACUUGUACAUACGACCCAACAUUGUUGCUAAAAGAAUGACAGGUUCAUUAGAGGCUCAUGUGAAUGGCUUCAGAUACACUUCCGUUCGUGGUGAUAAGGUGGAUAUCUUGUAUAACAACAUUAAGAAUGCCUUCUUUCAACCCUGUGACGGUGAAAUGAUCAUCUUACUCCACUUUCAUCUCAAGCAUGCCAUUAUGUUUGGAAAGAAGAAACAUGUGGAUGUUCAGUUUUACACAGAAGUUGGAGAAAUCACAACAGACUUGGGGAAGCAUCAACAUAUGCAUGAUCGUGAUGAUCUUGCAGCUGAACAGUCUGAAAGGGAGUUAAGACAUAAACUGAAGACAGCAUUCAGGAGUUUUUGUGAAAAGGUGGAGGCAAUGACAAAACAAGAAAUAGAAUUUGAUACUCCAUUCCGAGAGCUAGGCUUUCCUGGUGCACCUUUCCGAAGUUCUGUACUACUGCAGCCAACGAGUGGCUGUCUUGUAAACCUUACUGAGUGGCCACCAUUUGUCAUCACUUUGGAAGAUGUGGAGCUGGUGCACUUCGAACGUGUACAAUUCCACUUAAAAAAUUUUGAUAUGAUCUUUGUUUUCAAAGAUUAUCAUCGAAAAGUAGCAAUGGUAAAUGCUAUUCCUAUGAAUAUGUUGGAUCAUGUGAAGGAGUGGCUGAAUUCAUGUGAUAUAAGAUACACUGAAGGUAUUCAGUCUCUGAAUUGGACAAAAAUUAUGAAGACAAUAACAGAUGAUCCUGAGGGCUUCUUUGAGAGUGGUGGGUGGACAUUUUUAGAUCCAGAGAGUGAUGAUGAGAACAAUGAAGAUGAUGUUGAUGAGGAGGAGGAAGAUGACCCAUAUGAGCCGACUGACAUUGACUCGGAAGAAUCAGAGGAUGACUCAGAGUAUUCUGAAUAUUCAGAAGACAGUGGGUCCGAAGAAGAGGAAUUGGGUAGUUCGGAGGAGUCAGGAAAAGACUGGUCUGACCUUGAACGUGAAGCAGAGGAAGCAGACAAAGAGCACAGAGAUUUUCAGGAUGAAUAUACGGACAAAAAAGGAAAGAAGAGAUCUGGCGGUUCUUACAAUGACCGCAACAGCAAACAUGCUAAAACAUCACCUGAAAAAGACAGGCAUUCAUCGAAACAUAAGAAGCACAGUUCAAACCACAAGGACAACCACAAAAACAAAUCUUCAGAUAAAAGCAGGAAGCUGCAUGGGAAUAAGAAAGCCUCAGCUUCUUCAAAACACAGCCCAUCUAAAAACAAACACAGUGACAAACAUAGUGACAAGCACAAGUCUUCAGACUCUAAGCACAAGUCAUCAUCAGACUCUAAGCAUAAGUCGUCAUCUGAUUCUAAACACAAGUCAUCGUCUUCUGAUUCUAAGCAUAAAUCCUCAUCAGACUCCAAAGACAAAAAGCGACCUCGAGAUGACAGUGGUAGUCGUGAUCACUCGAGCAAGAAGAAGAAAUGAACAAUAAAUUCGACAUGAAGAGCAGUUCCAGUAUUGUUCAGCAUUCCAUUGUCAUCUCACCGUGUGUAUAUGGACAAGAUGGGAUACCUAGGAAGAGACAUCACCGCCUUGUUAGCCGCCUUUGUGAAAUAAAUUCGUACAAACUACAAAACACAGUUCUGCAGAAUGCUGUGAAAGAAAUUUAUUUCAGUGUUAGGGUGCUAAGGCAAACUGAAAAUGUGAAUGAAAUACAGUGUUGUUUGAUUUAUUUUGAUGUGAAGAAACAAAAAAAAGAAAUGAGUAUUUUGUAUUGCAACUGAGAAACUAGUACAACAACCUGUUCUACCAUUCAUUACUUAAGUUGAGAGUUGGUGAGAACUUGUUUUAUAUUGUUUGACUGUGGGCAGUGCUCUACAUUUAGGCAUAUUGUCUCUUUUUUAUAUUUGUCAGGCUUACAUGUGGCAUCACAGUCAAGACAAGAGAACUGAAAUUUUUAGUAAGUUAUCUGCCCCUCCACUUUCAUGUGUUUAGCUAUUGCAGUAGACCCACUGUGAUAAAAUGUGUAAAUUUCUAGGGUGAAGCACUCAAAACUUGUUCUAUUUUAAUGUUAGUGACAUUUUUAUCUGUGUCUGCUAUUGACUCAAAUAAAUUUCUUUUUGUAUGUA
Messenger RNA from Schistocerca piceifrons (Central American locust), 4287 nucleotides. It is a transcript of the gene dre4, whose product is annotated as FACT complex subunit spt16. Gene Ontology annotation, cellular component: FACT complex. The record is from RefSeq and is a predicted model, not a curated record. Gene Ontology annotation, biological process: transcription elongation by RNA polymerase II; positive regulation of transcription elongation by RNA polymerase II. Gene Ontology annotation, molecular function: nucleosome binding. NCBI's taxonomy places the organism in Eukaryota, Metazoa, Arthropoda, Insecta, Orthoptera, Acrididae.